This is a messenger RNA of Salarias fasciatus (jewelled blenny), 8794 nucleotides long. Its product is annotated as ATP-dependent RNA helicase DDX3X-like. Bases 295 to 2499 code for a protein of 734 amino acids. The transcript is spliced from 20 exons. Gene Ontology annotation, molecular function: ATP binding; RNA helicase activity; nucleic acid binding. Lineage: Eukaryota; Metazoa; Chordata; Actinopteri; Blenniiformes; Blenniidae. The record is from RefSeq and is a predicted model, not a curated record.
CACGCUCGCCUGACUUUCUCCAUGACGGCUCCAUCUCAGCUUCAGCUGGACCAGCAAACCGACAUAAGCUGAGUUUGCACGAAGUAUCAUCCUUCAAGCAACAAAAACAACUAGAGGAUUCUCCAACCACUUCAAAUCCUUUAUUAGCAUCUCAAGAAGCGAGCGUGUUGAAGCCCAUGAGAUAGCUGUCAUCUGUCGUCACCACAGAGGCAGAGGAGAAAUAACAACAUCAAACCCGGCAAACAAAGAGGUCCUUUUUCCAGCGGCAUCAUUUUUCCUCCGUAUUCCAUAGUUAUGAGUCAUGUGGCCGUCGAAAAUGCCCACGGUCUAGAACAGCAGCUCGCUGUCCUAGACUUGAGCGCAGCAGACGGUCAAGGUGGAGGAACAAACCGGCGAUAUAUUCCUCCACAUUUACGGAACAAAGAUGCUUCCAAAAAUGCAGGAAACGCCUUCGCUGCUGGACGACAGGGCGGCUACACUAUGGCACCUGCGGCCAACUACGGCUGGGACGGAGGCCGCAACAACUUUGUCAACGGCUACCACGACAAUCGCAUGGCCGGCAACUCGUUCAACCGGGGCCCGCCGCGCAUGGAGCGGGGCCGGGGCGGCGUCGGAGGCGGCGGUUACCGCGGCAACAGGGGCGGCUCCUUCAAUCCCAUCAACCCGGCGCAGCCAAUGAGCUUCGAUGCUGGAGGCUGGAACACAGCCAAGGACGCCUAUAGCAGUUUUGGAAACAACCGAGGGAAGUCUGCAUUCUUCAACGACAGAGGCAAUGCUAACAGAGGGAGGUUCGACCACGGUGGGUUCGGAGGUGGCGGAGGAGGAGGAAACAGCCGCUGGGUGGAGGAGUCCAGAGACGACGGAGACUGGUCCAAACCGACGGCACGGAACGAACGCCUUGAACACGAGCUGUUCUCCGGUAGUAACACUGGCAUUAACUUUGAGAAAUACGACGACAUUCCUGUUGAGGCGACGGGACAAAACUGCCCUCACCACAUCGAGAGUUUCCAGGAUGUGGACAUGGGGGAAAUCAUUAUGGGGAACAUCGCCCUGAGUCGGUAUACCAGACCAACCCCAGUCCAGAAGUACGCCAUUCCUAUCGUCAAGUCCAAGAGAGACCUCAUGGCCUGCGCGCAGACAGGAUCUGGAAAGACAGCGGCGUUCCUGCUGCCGAUCCUGAGCCAGAUCUACACCGACGGGCCAGGAGAAGCUCUGAAUGCAGCUAAAGCCUCCGGACAGGAGAAUGGAAAGUACGGCCGUCGCAAGCAGUACCCCAUCUCUCUGGUCCUGGCCCCCACCAGAGAACUGGCCCUGCAGAUAUACGAUGAAGCCAGGAAGUUCUCUUACCGCUCCAGAGUGCGCCCCUGCGUGGUGUACGGAGGAGCAGACAUUGGCCAGCAGAUCCGGGACCUGGAAAGAGGCUGCCACCUGCUGGUGGCAACUCCGGGGAGACUCGUGGACAUGAUGGAGAGAGGCAAGAUCGGGCUGGACUACUGCAAAUACCUCGUCCUGGACGAGGCUGACCGCAUGUUGGACAUGGGCUUCGAGCCGCAGAUAAGACGCAUCGUCGAACAGGACACCAUGCCGCAUAAAGGCAUCCGGCAGACCAUGAUGUUCAGCGCCACCUUCCCGAAAGAGAUCCAGAUCCUGGCCCGGGACUUUCUGGAGGAGUACAUCUUCCUGGCCGUGGGCAGAGUGGGCUCCACCUCGGAGAACAUCACCCAGAAGGUGGUGUGGGUGGAAGAGAGCGACAAGAGGUCUUUCCUCCUGGACCUGCUGAGCGCCACAGUCAUUCCCAGCGAGGUACAGGACAAUACUGGAGACAACAUAGAGAAACCUGGGAAGGACUCGCUGACUCUGGUUUUCGUGGAAACCAAGAAGGGCGCCGACGCCUUGGAGGACUUCCUGUACCGCGAGGGCUACGCCUGCACCAGUAUCCACGGCGACCGCUCCCAGAGAGACCGGGAGGAGGCCCUGAGUCAGUUCAGAUCGGGGAAGUGCCCCAUCCUGGUGGCCACAGCGGUAGCGGCUCGCGGUCUGGACAUCUCCAACGUGAAGCACGUCAUCAACUUCGACCUGCCCAGUGACAUAGAGGAGUACGUCCAUCGCAUCGGCCGCACGGGACGCGUAGGAAACCUGGGGCUGGCCACGUCGUUUUUCAACGACAAAAACGGGAACAUCACUAAAGACCUGCUGGACAUCCUGGUGGAGGCCAAGCAGGAGGUCCCCUCCUGGCUGGAGAGCCUCGCCUACGAACACCAGCACAAGAGUAGCAACCGAGGUCGCUCCAAGAGGUUCUCCGGUGGGUUCGGAGCGCGCGACUACCGUCAGACGGCGGCCGGAGGGAACGCCGGAGGCUUCGGGGGACGCGGCGGUCGCAACCAGGCCGGGCAUGGAGGGAACCGCGGAUUCGGAGGAGGCGGAUUUGGUAACUUUUACACCAGCGACGGCUACGGAGGCAACUACUCGCACUCUCAAGUCGACUGGUGGGGCAACUAGGUGUCUCCCUCCCUCCCCCCCUCCCUCCUCUUUUCACUCCUCCAUCCUCCCCCUCCACUGUUGUCUCCGACCUUUCUCUGUCUUGCCACCUCCAUCAACUCCCCCCCCCCAAACCCACAUGCAUGUUACUGAACAAGUUAUAGUCAUUUAUAUAGCCUUUCCUUCAAACCCCGUUUGUUUCUGUCUCUUGAGUUCCUCCUGAUUUUUUUUUUCAUUACUUAUGUGCUUUUCUGUCUUCACCUCCUGUCCUCACAAAGGUUUCCCCCCCUUUGUGUUUCUUACUUCUGGGUUUCUCCUCUUGAGAUCGGCCACAUUGUGAAGAGAGUUGUAAGAUUUAGCGUCGGGGUGGGGGGGUGGGGGGGCUGCGAAAAGAGGGAAACCACUGUUUCACUUUAGAUUUGGUCUCCAUUGUGUUUUCUGUCUGCAUUCACCCAGAUCCAGUCCUUUGUAUUUAGCGCAUGGCCGUGUUGUAAAUCACAGGCCCAACGGACUUUUCUAAAACAUAGAUAUAGACGAGCCGUCAAAGCAAACUACGUCUGCAUUUAAACAGAAAAAUAGGAACUGGCUGAGGUCUCCCUUCACUCGUGACGAUGCAUUAAAGGGGCCAGUCAGACGUUAGGUUUUUUUUUUUCCUUUUCUUUUCUUUUUCUCUCUCUUUCUCUCUCUCUCUCUCCACAUUUUCAAGUGAUGAGUUACUGAGGUUUGAGGAAGACGUCCAGGCAACAAGGGGCCGGACGAACCGAAGCACCCAGUCAGGGAAAUGCCAGCCAGACGCCGGUGAACAGUCAUAGGACGCCUUGGUCGCUGACCACAAAACGGCAUUUCUUUGUUUAUUAAUGGAGAAUCAAUUGUUUCUGUACUGUGCCUUUUAAGAGUAGGAACGUUCUCUUUCCUUUCCGUUGUUUUUUUUUUUCGAUUGCCAUAAUACGCAACUGGCUACAAGCACCGGCCAACAGCAACAACAACAACAACAACAAAAAUUGUAUUUAAUGUCACGUAUGGGUUCAAACAUGUUUUUCUUUAUUUCCAUUGGAAGGAAACAAACUAGGCUUGAACUAAAUCAAACCUUGGCAAAAAAAAAAAAAAAAAACCCUAAAAUAAAUCGGGAUGAGGAAAAGUCAAAGCGAUUCCUUAUCCGUCUAUUGAGGUGAAAAAUUCAUCAGACGGACUCUUGUCGAGACGAUUCCUGAAAGCAUAGAACCACUGAAACCACAUCGAGAAAGAGAAGAAAAAUCUCUUCCUUCGACCCCCUUUCAGAGUGACACACAAAAAAAAACAAAACAAAACAAGUUUGGAAUCGCUUCGCGUCUGUCCUGUUCAACAGAUAUUUGCUGUGGUUUUACGCUUCGGGGAUUGGAGUCCUCCUCAUUGAUCAGUGUGUGACAUCCUGGGCUCCGUUCCUCCGGGCCGCCGGACGGCCGCCGCCCUGCCCCGGAGGAACCGGCUCCGCGUCCGCCGCCGAAACAUUGAAACUCUCGUUUGCCAAAAAAAAAAAAAAAAGAAACAAAAAAAAAAAAAAAAAAAAAGGGGAUACACAACUGAAAGAGUUCAAAAUUUUCUUGCUCACUCUAUCCUGGAGAGUUUACAUGAAGAGUCUUCGCUAAAAGUUCUCAUCAUUCCCGUUUAUUUGUUCGGUCUUUCACAUCUGUUGAGGCCAGGGAUGAAAAAAAUUUAAAAAAUAAUAAUAAUAAUAAUAAGGACGUGGACAGCUGGGACGCAAUGCCACACGUCUGCAGCACAUUUCAGCGUCCCCUCCGAUGUCUUUUAACUCUUCGUACAUACAAACCAAAGAGAAUGGAAAUUCCACGUCGUGACGUCCUCGUGUUCCAGACGCCUGUAGCUACUUUUUAUCUUCUGUUUGACGGCGGCCGUGUCCGCUUAGCCAAAUGACACAUUUAAAGAAAAGAAAAGAAAAAAAAACCCCGCCACUGACACUCCGUCAUGCCGUUUCGUAACACUCCCCGGAGGAUGCGUGGAUUCUGUCUAAAAUGUGCUGCAGACGUACGUCCUCGUCUCGGAACACGCCGCCGCCGCCGCCGCCGCGGAAGUUUGAAUCCCCGCAGUAGAAUAAGCCAAAAGGAAAACAAAAAACAAAAAAAAAAAACCCGUCGCCGCUGCCUGGUGGGGAACAUCAGUUGAUUUUUUUUAUUAGGCUCUUUAUUUCCUUGCGUUUUACAUGUAAGAGAAGAGAAUAAAUGUAAAUAGUUUGAACUCCUCUGAGCGUGAAGCCGGAGGACGCUCCACAGAAAAUGAAUGUGGAUUAUUAAGUGAGACAACACUUGAUCUGUACAAAAAAAAAAAAAAACAACAAAGAAAUCAACGUUCGAUCACUCAUCAUUGGACCAGACGGGGUCUGGUAAAGCGCGGCUCAGUGGGCAGUUUGAACGAUAAGCUCGUAAUCACACACACAAGGCGGAAGGUUUCGACGCAUAAUUCAGUCUUCAAAUUGCCCACUGGCUUUGACAAAGGCUGGACCAAGACAAUAAAACAUAUGCAAGUGUUGUUGUUUUUUUGGUCAAGAAGUUAAAAAACGGCCGAGCAAAUAGGUACAAUUUUAUUGCAGGCUUUAGCAAGAUUUUUUUUUUUUCUUCUUUUUUUUGGGGGUUUUCUUCUUUGGUUUUUAGACCACUUUUCAUGUGAGGUCAGUCUUUUUUGCAUCAUUUUUCCUCCAAAGGAAACAAACUGGCUUUAACAUUUCCAUUUUUUUUUUUAACAAUUCGGUCGAAGAUUUAAGCAGACAGCAGGUCACUUUUCAGUUUUUUGCUUUCAUUUAAAAAAAAUGACAUUUUGUUAGCGCAAAAUGUGGAAUUUAUGGACAUCUCCGUAAAUCUGCUCAAAUUUCGGGCGUUGGAGAGAACGGCUGCCGUCGGCGUCUGUCCGCCGCCUCCAGCUGCUCCCAGAGAUUUCUUCCUUUGUGGUUCAACUGUCAGAUAAAACUUUUAUCGUCGCACAAAGAUUCGUGUCGUCACUCCAGCUGAGAUCGCAGUCUGAACAUAGGCUUAGCUUCGUACGAGCGCCGGAUGAAUCGGUGGAUUCGCGUGUUGACCAGAACUGUUUGAAGUGUCCCGACGGAUGAUUUAUUUAUUUAUUUUUUUAGUGCCUGUUUAACCAAUCAAGACCAUGAUAUGAAGACACACUUUAUUUAAACUCCUGCAGCAAUGGUAGAACAAUAAGUUGCAAAUGACAAUCAAUUGUUGAAGGAUUUGCUUACAUUUACACACACACACACACACACACUCGCGCGUAUAAAAAGAAGUUUUCAUUUGCACUUUUCCGCCAUCUCUUGGUCAGCAUUACAUAUUAUCGGCGCUAACAUUUUUUAACCUUCGAAUGAGAAGAAGCCGAGACGUCAGACUUUGCCUUUGUUACUUUAAUACACACCGAUGCGCCCGAAGUUUAGUCCAGAGUUUGGGAACGGCGAGCGAGGACGGACGAUGCCGUGCCUUCUAACAGCCAGUAGGGGGCAGACCGAUUCAAGAAUAAAUGAAGGACUGAUUUCAACUACUUUUCCAUUUGGAACUUGUACAGCAGGGACUUUUACAUGAUGUUUAUGCUCAGUUCUGUCGAGUACCAUUCUGAGAAUGCACAUAGAUAUGCAGUGUUUUGUUUUUUAUUAUUAUUAUUAUUUUGUUUUUUGUUUUUUUUAGGGCAGACAGGUUUUAUCUGUCAGUUGUAUUUACCACUAAACUGCAUCAGAGCAACAUUUAACCGUCACUGUGCCCCCCGAACCCGUCCCCCCCUCCCCCCAUUCCUUCGGAGCACUGAGCUCGUGUCCUCAAGUCACUCGUCGCUGGCUUUUACGUUUUAAUUAUUUCACUUUUUUUUUCUUUUUUUUUUUUUUCUUCGUGAAUCCGUGCUCCGUUUCACAAACCAGCAGGAAGUGGAAUCAGCCAGAACUCAGGCACGUCUGCUGUGCCUUGAAGCGACUGAGUCACUAUUGGACUGGUUUAAGGUUUUAGGGCUGGGUAUUUUAACGCAAAUCCAGACGUAAAAAAGGAAGAAAGAAAAAAAAAAAAUCAUGUGGGGGACGACGGCAGGAGAAAUCACGCAUUGAGACGCUGUGAAGACACGUUUGGGCACAAACAUACUUGGUGUAUUUAAGUUGUUGUGGUUUUAAUUUCUCGAGGGCGAACCCUGCACAUGGAAGUCGCCCGUUUUUGGGGCCACGGCGGACGCAUUUCUGAGCAAAUUGGCAGCUUUCGAGACGUGAAGGAAACUCGGCAGUGGUCGCAGUGGGAAUGGCUCUCCCGUUUCGAUUUUCCUGAGCGCGUUUCACCCGGUGUCCCUGUACGUCGACGGGACUACCGUAUGGUCAGUCGGUGUUGAAAGUUUAAAAAAAAAAAAAAAGCAUUUUCUGUGUAAGAAACCUCAGUUUUCAUUGACGAACCAAGCACUUUAGUUUCUUUUCAGAUCAUUUCUUAAAACCUUUCGAUGCCUUAAAUCAAGGGUAAUACCCAGCCCUAACGGAGCAGAUCGUUGGAGUCGGCCGUCGUCUCCAUGGCGACCGACUCACUUUUGCAGGAACGAGAACAAUUAAUGGUGCUAUGCUCCCAUUGCUGCGGCCUGCAGGCCCCUUUGUUGUAGAAAGACUGAAACAAAAAAAAAAUCCCACAGAAAGUCCUUCGGUAACGUAGUUUUAUUGUGUAGCACAUGUCCUUCAGAUCUCAGAGAGGUGUGUGUGAGUGUGUGAGCGAGUGAUUGCCGUGUAGCUUCGGUGUCAAUAAGGGAGGUUUCUACACAGUUUACUGCGUGCGUGCGUGCGUUGCAUAGAAAGGUUCUUCCAGAUGUGAAAACUCUCUAUUAUUUUUGUCCCUUUUAUUAUUUUUUUGUUUUGUUUUGUUUUGUUUUGUUUUUUUGUUUAUUUUCGGGGGGGACCAGGUGGAGUUCUAGUUAACAGCAACUGUAGGAUUCAGCUGUUUGCACACAGAGUUCUCGAGUCUACUUUUCGCUGCUAGUUUGUGUGAUUUAUCAAACAUUUUUGAGAAAUAUUUAUUUUUAUAAGCCUAAUACAAAAAGUUGAUAUUUUACAAAGUGACUUGACCAAAAGACAGUAAACAAAAACACUGGCACUUGAAUGUUGAAUGUCAUUGGUAUGAGUGAAAAUUUCUAUUUUUCUGGGGUAGUGUGAGCUUUUUAAUGUUGAAGAUGCAACGCGUGGGGGGGGUUUCUCCCGCGAUACGUCGCCGACGGGACCGACGAUUCCACCCCGCUCGACCACCGAGAUCCCAGCGCUUGCCUCUACAUUUUUGCCGUCGGACACCUUGAUUUUUACGCCAUGCGAUACGGACCCACAGUAUAUUCAGCGGGGCAGGACCAGGGUAGCACUUGCUACCUCCCACACGCAAACAUGGUUUAAGAAAUGCUUUGUUUGAUUUAGUUUUUAAAGUCGGAGGAAAACCUGGCUGGGAUCUUCCCUCCUCGUGGCCGCGACGUACAAAGAGAAACCUCCCUCACUUGGUUACCUUAUAAAGUCACAUUGGACUCAGUAUCCAAUCCACUAAAAGCCUGUCCGUCCGCGUACGGCAGGCUCCAUCGCCAACAACGAUAAUCAGCCACAAGCGGCUGUUUCCAAUUGGCAAACAAAUUUGAGAACAAUCCCACCACAUAUGCCAAGGUUUGGAUUAAAAACAAUAAUAAUUAAUUAAAAAAAAAAAAAAAAACGUUAACGAUCAAAGACCGUUUUGUAAAAAAUAGAAGAAAAAAAAAACAUGCAGUACAAAAAACAAGCAUCCAGAUUCUCUCCAAGUCUGUUUUUUGGUUUUGUUUUUUCUCUCUUUUCCUUUUUUUUUUUGUUUUUUUUUUUCGGAAUCUUUACACUUUUCCUUCUUGUUGAUACCCUUGUUGUGAAUGUCUGGCAAGUGGCGAUUUAAAAAGUCUUCAUAACACAGAAAUAACUGUGGUUUCUAUUGCUAUGUUGUUGUGAUUUGCAUAUUUUCAGGCGGUGGUGUGUCUGUACUCCUACAACAAGGGGGGGGGGGGGGGGGUGAGGGGUCUGGCCAAUCAGAAACGGAGUCUUAAAUGUUACACAAAAAAAAAAAGGGAGAGAUUUCCUCCCAGUUAGCUGAAUUGUGUUUUCACACACUUGUAGCCGUUAUUUCUUGUUACUGACGAGUGAGACGAAGUACAAAUUAAAAAAAUUUCAGCGCGAACUGAAACGACUCGGAGCUCAUUCCUGGACGGCCAGACUCUUCCAGCGGGGAUCCACAGCGGCACCGGCUCGGCCUGCUAGUUAGUAUUUGCUUUAUGUAUUAGUUUAGCAGUUGUGCACGAAGAGCACUGCACGAACAGAAAAAAA